Messenger RNA from Loa loa (African eye worm), 174 nucleotides. RefSeq lists its product as hypothetical. The record is from RefSeq and is a predicted model, not a curated record. Lineage: Eukaryota; Metazoa; Nematoda; Chromadorea; Rhabditida; Onchocercidae. The transcript has a single exon. The annotation marks the transcript as partial.
AUGUAUCGGGCAAGUUUAAUUGACCGAAAAAGCAAUAAAUCAUCAAAACGCUCCGUAAGUACCGUUGAAAUGCAUCGACACACGAAUAAUAACAUUGUCCGCAUUGAAUCAACAACAGUUUCUGGACCAAUUGCGCCAACAUUUCGUUAUAUACGGAAAUGUAAUCGUGAUAAG